CCUCAUGCGGGGAAAAACGGGAUAGUAACUGAGGAAGCAAAUCCCCCCAACAUCAGCACCAGGCUCAACUUUUACCACCGAUAGCUGCUGGAGCAGGAUAACUGUUCUUCAGAUUUUUAACUAAGUCUCCAACUGACGCAUUUCUUCACCACUUAGCUCGACUCCAAUAAAUAUUAAAAAAAAUGGCACAGCACUUCAGAAGCGGGCCAGCUUUCGGACUUUCAGCGGAGGUGAAAAGCAAGCUUGCACAGAAGUACGACCUUCAGAAGGAGGAGGAGCUCAAGAUUUGGAUCCAUGAGCUCACAGGGCGCAAAGUCCCAGACAACUUCAUGGAGGGCCUGAAAGAUGGAGUCAUCCUGUGCGAACUCAUCAACGCUCUCCAGCCUGGCUCUGUGAGAAAGAUCAACAACUCCACUCAGAAUUGGCAUCAGCUGGAAAACAUAGGCAAUUUUGUCCGAGCCAUUCAGGAUUACGGUCUGAAGCCGCAUGACAUCUUUGAGGCUAACGACCUGUUUGAGAACGUCAACCACACGCAGGUUCAGAGCACUCUGAUCGCACUGGCUGGGAUGGCUAAAUCUAAAGGUGUCCAUACUAAAUCUGACAUCGGGGUGAAGUAUGCAGAGAAACAGCAGCGUAGGUUUGCCCCUGAGAAACUGAAGGAGGGGCGCAAUGUUAUCGGCCUACAGAUGGGGACCAACAAGUUUGCCAGCCAGAAGGGGAUGACAUCAUAUGGCACAAGGCGUCACCUCUAUGACCCCAAAGUUGGCAUGGAGAAUCCUCUGGACCAGUCAACAAUCAGUCUGCAGAUGGGAACUAACAAAGGAGCCAAUCAGUCUGGUAUGACGGCACCGGGCACCAAGCGACAGAUCUUUGAUAAGAAGCUGGACAUGGAAAACUGUGACACUUCCAUCGUCUCACUGCAGAUGGGUACUAACAAGGUGGCAUCGCAGUCAGGCAUGACUGUCUACGGGCUCCCGCGUCAGGUCUACGACAAAAAGUACUGCACUUACUCCGAAGACUACAUGGAUAACGGCCAGGACAUGCAGAUUGAUGGAUACCAGUACUCUGACUAAGACCCCCGCGCACCGCUGCUUUUUUUUAAUUCACUCAUUUCUUGCCCACUUUUUUAAGAAUGUAAACCUCAUCCCGCAAGACCACGCGAACUGUUAACAGCCGUCCACCAAACCAGAACAUUAGGUCUAAUUUAAGAUGGAAUUUUAAAAAAAAAAUUGAAGUUUGUUAUCUUCUUCUGCCACGGGCUGUCCCUGCUUCUCACUCAGAAUCAUUUAUAUUUUUAUUUUUGAGUGCAGCAGCUUCUUGUCACCACUUUGCAUGACAUUCUGUUUUAGCAAAUGGACAAAACUAUGCUUCAAAUAUGACAGUGAAAAAAAAUCGAGAAUAUUUAUGAUGCCUUAUAAUUUGGUUUGGUUUGAAAUAGUCCCAAAUAUCCACUAUUGCUGCUGAUCAUCGCAAGUCUUCAGACAUGGCAUUUGGCUCAGAGGAAGUAAUAGCGAGAAAAAAAAAAAAAAAAAAAAAAAAAAGGUUCCACGAGGAUGCUAUGGUACUAACCAAGCACAGCGAAGCUGAGGACACUGACUAACAUCUAAGAAUUCUAUCCACCUUUAUGAGAGAAGCUUUGUUGCCUAAGAGGACACCUGAGAAAACACAACGUUAUUCCAGUCGGACAUCCAAAAUCAACUCUGUCCUUUUUUGGUUCUUGCAAUUUGCAGUCAGUGUUGUGUUCUCUCUUGUCUUCUGUCUUUUACACCAUAGAUACAUAAGAAGAUGGCUCACAGAUGGACAUAUCAUUUAGCCGCGAGGCUUUAAAUCAAGCUAAAAUCUACAGGUGCAGUACAACAUGACGCGAAGAAUGUAAUGUACACCACUCCAGUAUUGCAUGGCUUUUGGAAGUGUGUAAAAUUUGAUAGAUUGUUUCCAUUACAGCUAAUUGCUAAAACACACUCUGUGCCUUGAAUAAUAAAUUCCUCCUGCAUCACUUCUGUUCACAUGCAGAAACACAACACAGUGCAACAGUACAGAGUAACUAGAGUUCACUUGUUAAGUAAGUUUCUAUGAAGUAAGUUUUUGGGAAUUUUAAAAAGGACUUGGGUCAAGGGUUCAGAACUAGUAGUAGAAGGCCAGAGUCCAGCAGUGUGUGGUGAUUUCCUUGCUUAGUGUUUAACUGGAGAGCUAAAUCAGAUGACUUCAAGCAGGAAAAUCAGACUGAGUUUAUUUGUGCAAAAUAUGGCAACAAAAUAGCUACUUUCACAGAAAGAGGCAAUCUGACACCGUAGAGCUUUUCCUGUAGUCUGUUGGCAAACACACGAGAGUAAAGAUGUCAUUCCAUGAAUCUCUUCAUUCGAGUGAUAAUAUCCUGCACAGAAUUUAAGAAGUUUGUUUUCCUGUUAGAAAUCAGCACAUGGAAGUUUGUAUACACGAGUGCAGAUUGCAACCUUCAAGGUCCUGAAGCUUGUGGCCAGAAAAGUGCACAAAAGAGAGCGCGUCUGAGGCUGAGAUGAAACUGUGCUGGACUCUGGCCCAUAGAUGAACUUAUUAUUUUUGCCUAACAUACAUUGUUAGGAAAAAAGCAUUCCUUAAAUGGUGAAAAGUUCUAGGUUUCUAAAGGGGUUCCAUGUGGAAGCAUUUUUCAAAGAAGUUGGUCUUUACAUAGAAUCUUUAAACUUUCCCACCUCCAGACGGACAAACCAAAGCGUGCAUUAGCAUAGUAAUGUUAACUAUCUGUUGGGUAAGUCUCCAACAUCACAAAGGUUGAGGAGAAUGAGAUGAAAAUGCACAAAGUUAAGUGGAGUCAUGUGAACUGGCUCUUUCACAACAAAAGAAUUCCUGAUUAGAUGGAAGAUGACAUUUGGGCAGACGGCACCUUAAGUGAAAGAUCAGGUGCAGAUUGGGUUUCACUGAGCAUAGAAUUGCUAAGUGCUUAUGUCCAUAUUAGUAAAUCCCAUCCAAAGAGAGAAGACAGCAACAUUCUUACACAUAGUUACAGAAGUGCUGCACUACUUAUCAAGUUCACUUGGAAUUCAGCAAGUCAGUGCAAAAAUGCAUGGGUUUGUGAUGAUCUUAAAUAUGAGCACAUGCACUCAGAGCAACGAAGUCUAGGUCAUUAUUGGAAGAUGGUUUGCAGACGGUAAUACUAAACCUAGACCAUCACGACCGGACCUAAAAAUACUAAAAGACUGAUUGCAGCUGGGCAAUUUAUGACCAUUAUUAAAAAUAUAUGUUUUCAGAAAAGAUGCUGAUAGACUUACAGUGAAUCAUCUGCUCAUUAAACUGCAUGGGACAUUCUAAAACACUUAAAUGUUUAAAAAAAAACAAAAACAAAAAACAAAGCUUAUCAUUGCUUAAUGUACCAAAACAAACAGCACUGAAUUUCUCUGACACUUUGCUAAUAAUUGCUGUCUACCAUGAAAAGCAUCCUUAAGUAAAAAAUAAAACACAACAGCAUGCUGAUAUAAGAAAAUAAUCAAUGAUUAGUCAUCUGCUACCACCGUGCAGUUGAUUAUUUUACAAUAUAAUAUACCACAGCUGUUUGUCAGGGCUAACAUUUUUUUAUUUAUUAAAGAAUGGCAAAUAGUACUUUUUAUCCAUUUAUAGUUACAUCUAAUAUUGUAGAGCAUUCAUGAAACAAGGUCUUGUUAUCACUUACGUUAUAGCAGCUAUAAACAGUCGUUCUCUCACCAACAUCUAUUUUUAGCUCUCUUAAAGAUAAUAAGACAAAAAAAAUGCAGCUUGUGAUGUUAUAGAGAACCUGAAAAGCCCUCCAUCCUGAAGACUCAGAACACCUUUACUUCUGGCUGUUACAAAGUGCUGACACUGUCUCCUCAUAAACUCUUGAUUUUUAAAAUCUGUUUUUUAUGUGGACAGCCUGCCAUCCGAGUCGCUUUGAAUGAGUUGUUUCUACAGACAUGAUAAGGUAUUAGAGCUGGCACAUUAAUAUAAACUUAUCAUUUGAAUUACAACCUGCACUGCUCUCAGAGCCGUUACAGAAGUAUCAGAAGGAUCAGAUUGGAACAUUUAACAGCGAUAUAAAGUACAGUGUUUCCCUGAUUGUGAAAAGGCAGCACAGAUAAGUGCAAACACACAACAGUCAUAUGCUCCAGGACAGGUUGAAUAGGUCAUUGCUGACUUAUGUGACUUACAACGCUCUAGAGGAAGGAGGGAUAUUAAGCCCAAUAUUCAAUCUGUAAUGACAACUCACAUGACCUCAUUACUUUAUUCUGCUAGCUAGUAUGCACACUGAUAGCACUAUAACUCAGCAAGGAAAUCUUAUGAACUGUGCUGUGCUUACUGCCAUGAGGAAAUGCAUUUCCAGCUGAAAAUAUGAAUACUUCUCUCAUGCAGCACGUGGCCCUUUGUGUUCAUUCCAGUGUUUCAUCAGUGCCAUCUUGUGGUUGUAUUUCACUCUGAUAGGAAGAAGCAUAGCUUGGUGAUGGGACUGGAACAAUCCUAAUUUAUUACAUACUUCCCUUUGCGUUGCCUAGCUACCACAGCUACUUACUAAUGACAGAAACUUUAUUUAUGCCAAGGCUUUGCAAUAAAAUUACUAUAAAAUGAAGCUACAUUUCUGUGUCAAGGUUCUGUAAGAAACUAUGAUCAGCUGACUCCAGAGCAAUGAAAAGUGGAUAUUAACUGACUGAUUGAUGAUUCUGAAUUAUUCAAUCUCUCGACUCAAUGCUUAAAUGGAACAAUGCUGUUUAUUCAUGUGAUUUUCUUUAGUGGCGCAGCACCUGCAAGUUAUUAAACCACUUUUCAAAUUAA
Molecule: messenger RNA, 4776 nt
Organism: Pangasianodon hypophthalmus (striped catfish)
Lineage: Eukaryota; Metazoa; Chordata; Actinopteri; Siluriformes; Pangasiidae
Gene: cnn1b
Product: calponin 1, basic, smooth muscle, b
Exons: 7
Coding region: 183-1073 (296 amino acids)
Biological process (GO): actomyosin structure organization
Molecular function (GO): actin binding
Source: RefSeq, a predicted model, not a curated record